UAUUCUUAUAAAACCCUCGGAUUAUCAUCGAGAGUAUCAUAGUAACAGAUUACAUUCCAACGCUAAAAUGUUUAGUAAAAUUCUUACAUUUUUAGCUGCGAUAACAGUCGCCCGGGCCGGGCUCCUCCAUGGUGCGCAUAACGGAUAUGGAACAGCCUAUGGCGCUCAGUACGCCCUACGCGAUCAGAUCGGCCUCGUCGGAAGAGUCGAUCCUAGACCUCCUUUCCCGUACCCCGCACAUGCACAUGCUGCUCCUUUCGCUCAAGCCGGUCCUUUGGCCCAUCCGGCUCCUUUGGCCCAUGCCACUCCUUUCGCUCAAGCCGGUCCUUUGGCCUACCCAGCUAUUUUGAGCCGUACUGGUCCACUUGCUUAUACUGCUCCUUUAGCACAUUCCGCGCCUUUGUCACACGCAGCGUCACUGGCCCAAGCUGCUCCAUUAUCCCCCGUUGCUCCUUUAGCCCAGGCUACUCCAUUAGCCCACACCGCUUCUUUAGUCCACGCCGCUGGUUUAACACACGCCACUCCAUUGGCACAUUCCGCAGCCUUGGCAAAUGCAGCACCCUCGGUCCGCGCUACACCAUUAGCACAUAGUUCUUUAUUGGCUCGUGGUGCAGGUCCCGUGGUCCUCGCUACAUCCUCAGUCCAAACCAAUUCCAUUGCCAAUACCGCAUCUCUCGCCCGUGCAGGCCCCCUCAACUAUGGUACAUCAUUAGUCAACGCUGGGCUACUAGCACAUACCGCACCAUCAGCUCAUGCUGCUCCACUUGCCCAUGGUACACCUCUAGGUUAUACUUCUCUGGGACAUGGUGGUUCUCUAGCAUACGGUGGAGUCUACGGUCGUCCCCUUGGGCACCUCGGAGGAUAUUCCGGAAUCGGCCAGCGUGGAAGCUACAAUGACUACUACUCACACCCUCAAUAUCAAUACUCAUACUCCGUGGAGGACCCUAACACCGGUGAUCAUAAGGCCCAGCACGAGACACGCGACGGCGAUGUUGUGAAGGGAGAAUACUCACUCUUGCAGCCCGAUGGUACCUUCAGGAAGGUUCACUACACCGCUGACGAUCGCAACGGAUUCAACGCAGUCGUCCACAACUCUGGUCCCAGUCACCACGUGUAUUCUUCUCAGCAUCACCACCAUUAAUAACGAUCGAUCGUCCGAUCUUUAAACAACCCAAAGUUUUCAUUUAGUCUCGCUAUCGUUGAUUUUGU
Papilio machaon (common yellow swallowtail) is the source of this 1209-nucleotide messenger RNA. RefSeq lists its product as uncharacterized. The transcript has 4 exons. Gene Ontology annotation, cellular component: extracellular matrix. Bases 68 to 1141 code for a protein of 357 amino acids. The record is from RefSeq and is a predicted model, not a curated record. Lineage: Eukaryota; Metazoa; Arthropoda; Insecta; Lepidoptera; Papilionidae.